CAAACAUUAAAAAUGGUGUAUCAAGGUCAUUCCUUCACCCUAUUUUUUCUCUUCGCAACCCUAAUUUCACUUGGUGAAUCCAAUACCACCCGUAAGCUCCUGCAAACUUCUAAUAACUAUGAACCUCUACAUUCUCCUCUUCCAUCUCCGGUCUAUUCUCCCCCGGCUGAUCUUCCACCUCCUCCAAGUUCGGUUUAUUCUCCCCCGGCUGAUCUUCCACCUCCUCCAAGUUUGGUUUAUUCUCCUCCUCCAACUGAUCUGCCUCCUCCUCCUAGUCCAGUUUAUUCUCCACCGGCUGAUCUUUGUCCUACUCCGGUCUAUCCCCCUCCGAUUGAUCUUCCUCUCCCUCCUACUCCGAUAUAUCCUCCUCCUCAAGCUUACAAAGCCUUCUAUUAUAGGAAAUCUCCACCACCACCACCUUCCCGCCCAUGGUGGUGGUUGUUGUAAAGCGUUAAGACAU
Molecule: messenger RNA, 460 nt
Organism: Raphanus sativus (radish)
Lineage: Eukaryota; Viridiplantae; Streptophyta; Magnoliopsida; Brassicales; Brassicaceae
Product: proline-rich extensin-like protein EPR1
Exons: 1
Coding region: 13-447 (144 amino acids)
Source: RefSeq, a predicted model, not a curated record